Messenger RNA from Ictalurus punctatus (channel catfish), 1546 nucleotides. RefSeq lists its product as uncharacterized. Lineage: Eukaryota; Metazoa; Chordata; Actinopteri; Siluriformes; Ictaluridae. The coding region runs from base 254 to 916 and encodes 220 amino acids. The record is from RefSeq and is a predicted model, not a curated record. The transcript has 4 exons.
UAGGACGAGGAAAUGGCCAGGGUAUUGAAGGAGCAUGUUGCCUCGCAACCAGCGUCUAGUUACAGCUACUGAGUGUACAUAUCCCACUUUUUCUUUUCUUUCUUUCUCUCUUUCUUUCUUUAAUGUUUUAUAAAAAACGAAGACAGAUGGUUUUUUUUUCUGGAAAUAAAGUGAAAGUAAGAGACUUCUAAAGCGAGUUUAGAAGUAGAAGAAGAAGAGGAAGAAGCGAGUUAACUUACCCAACCGGGGAACCAUGUCACGCAACACCUCAAAAAAUCAAGCUGAAAAGGUCACAUCAGCCAAGCCUCCACCUCCAACUCAAGCCGAGGACGUGGAGGACAGUGUGGACCUGGGAUGUCUUACCAAGUCUGAGUUUCUGACUAUGAUAGCUCACGAAGAAGGAGAGGAAAUUGUGUCAGAUAUUCUGGAUGAACUCAUGACCAAUGUGAUGGAGAAGUGUUAUGAAGUGUAUCUUAAGAAACAGAUAGUGCCAUUCACUGCUGCCUGGGCAAAGAAUACCAUACUCCAGAUGGUAAAGUGGCAGUACCUUAUGCGUGAUGAAGGCGAUGAUGUAGACACAACCUCUCUCCUGCAGGAAGACACAGCACCUGCACCUUCAAUUCCAGAUUCCUGGGCUGAAGGCUGUGUGCCGGUUAUUAAAAUCUCAAAUCAUUUACAGAGGGUUAAGACUGAUGCACAGGAAGCUAACAUUAAAGAUCCACAAAAAAUACUGGAAGCCCAGUCAAUAAACAAAACAGAAUCUCCCCCAGGGAAACCGAGACGAAACAGCAGGACUCUGAAAGUAAUCCCUGCAUCUCAUGCAAAGAUGGAACUGGAAAGAAAACCACAUCCACCUGAGACACGUUCAUCAAACAAACUGAAACCUCCAGAAACACAGAAUAUAUUGCGGUAUUAGGCCAUAUUGGGUGAAGAUUUUUCCAACCACAAGUCCACAAGAGCUAUUCCAGGUGCCUCAGCACAUCCUGGCCUAUGAAAGAAUUAUGCUGGAGGACAACUUUUAUCCUUGAGAGGGCUUGGAACCACACAGUGGCUUAAGUGUUUCUUAUUUACAAUUAGGAGAUGCUAGCCAACCAAAACAUGCUUCAGUUCAGGGGCCCAAUGAGAGACAGUUCAAACGUUCAUUGUUUACUUAUAAGCUGAUAGUUCAUUAUUUUAAUUAGUAAAUUCUCAACAAGUGGCUCCUAAAAUAAUAAGCAUUUAAUACUUAUGCACAGAAAAUAAGUUCAUUUUUAAUGUCUUAGUCAACCUACUGAUUUUUAAAAUACACAGUGGCUGUUUUUGGUGCUAUAUUGUAAUUGCAGAGAUGUCAAACUAAUGAAAAUAUCUGAAUAAGACAGUAAAAACAAAAAUAUUUACUUUUCCAAAAACAUUUCUUAGCUUUGAAGAUUUAAGAUUCAACAUAACAAUUCAACUUGCUGUAUAUUUUUCUAAAUUGAUGGACCAGAUUUUAUAACCUAAAUUGGGUUAUAAAGCAUUUCUCUGCUUUAUAUGCUGUAUAUGUUUUUAAAUAGAUUUUCAGUUCCUA